Molecule: messenger RNA, 1148 nt
Organism: Asparagus officinalis (garden asparagus)
Lineage: Eukaryota; Viridiplantae; Streptophyta; Magnoliopsida; Asparagales; Asparagaceae
Product: ethylene-responsive transcription factor ERF026-like
Source: RefSeq, a predicted model, not a curated record
UGCAUGAAAGUGAAAUCUAGUUAACGUAGCUACUCGGAAACUCACGCUUCCCCUCUCCAACCACUUCAGCAUCCCCCUAUAUAAACCUCGUCCACUUGCAUCCUUUUUGUAGCAGCUCAACCUCAGUACUCUUCAUAAAAAUCUCUAUAUCCUCGUCUUCAACAAAUAUUAAUUAAAUAAAAAAAAAUGAAGCCCAUCGCUUCACCCGCUUACAUCGGAGUCCGGAAACGGAAGUGGGGGAAGUGGGUUUCCGAGAUCCGAGAGCCCGGUAAGAAAACCCGAAUCUGCUCGGAAGUUUCGAGACCGCCGAGAUGGCGGCGGCGGCGCACGACGUGGCAGCAUUUUGGCUCAAAGGCCAAGACGCCCCGCCUCAACUUCCCCGAGUCGACGGUCGGCUGCCGACGCCGUUGAGCUCGGACCGACCCACAUUCGGUCGGCGGCGCUGGAGGCCGCGUUGGAGGUCAAGUUCCGGAAUAAGGAGAACGUCGGUGAAGCCGAGUUUGAAGCGGGCCGGGUCUGGGUUGGGUUCGGGUUCGGGUUUCGAUGCGGGUUUCGGGUUUUCCGGGGAUGAGUGGGGAUUGGAUUUGGAUUCGCCUGAAAUGUGGAGGGAGCUCGCGGAGGCCAUGUUGAUUGCUCCACCUCAGAUUUUGAGCUGUGAGGUUAGUGACGUGGAGGUGUUUGAGCAGGGGUCUUUGUGGGACCCUCUUCUUUGAGCUUGAAUUUUCUUGGGGGGGUGGGGGAGAAAAAAAAUCCCACAUAUAGGAUGCUUUGGGAAAAUCAUAAUCUAAAGAGGAGGAAGGAGAGGAUAAUAUAAGUUUUUAUAUCAACCAUAGUCACAUUGUAUCAGUGCGAUCAAAAUAUUGCAUUGAUACAAUCGCAGACUUUAAAACUCGCGUUGAUCUUCAGCGCAUCAUGUUCUUCUUUCUUUUACAUGUGUUUUUUUUUUUCCAUUAGAGGGUUCUGUAUAGAAAUUUUCUUUCUCUCUCUUCUCUCUAUCUCUAGAGUUAUGACCCUUUAAUAUUUUUACAAAAGGGGGAGUGGCUUGGUGUAUUCUAAUUUUUAAUUUUACGUGUCAUUUAUUGUAGCAAAUUGUAGCACGUGAAAUGCACGUGAUUGUGUAUUGAAACAUUAAUAUACCCUUUUGAUCA